Molecule: messenger RNA, 1842 nt
Organism: Octopus sinensis (East Asian common octopus)
Lineage: Eukaryota; Metazoa; Mollusca; Cephalopoda; Octopoda; Octopodidae
Product: eukaryotic translation initiation factor 3 subunit D
Exons: 14
Coding region: 78-1742 (554 amino acids)
Biological process (GO): translational initiation
Cellular component (GO): eukaryotic translation initiation factor 3 complex; cytoplasm
Molecular function (GO): translation initiation factor activity
Source: RefSeq, a predicted model, not a curated record
UUCCCAGAAUGCAUCAGUAACUCGUCCAUUUUGUGUUGAGCCAAUUUGAGUGCAGCUUUGGUGUUUCCGAGUCAAAGAUGUAUGGAUUUGUAUUGCCUCCACUUCAUUUUAACUCCAGUGGAUGGGGACCUACCGAUAUACCCAAGAAGUUUGACGAAUUACCUUAUCAACCAUUCUCUAAGGGAGACAGAUUAGGAAAGGUAUCUGACUGGACUGGUGCCACUUAUCAAGAUAAAAGAUAUUUAGGAAAGUAUAAUUCAGCUUUUGGAACUGGUGGCAACCAAUAUUCCUACUUUCAUGAUGAAGAUGAAAGCACAUUUCAGUUGGUAGAUGCUUCUAAAGGACAGAAACCAAACUACCAGAGAGGUCGGCGUGCAUUCCAACAGCAUAAACAGCGAAGAGAGAGAGAGAGGCGCCAACAACAGGCUUCUCUUAAUAUGCAAACUCUGUCGAAAACCCAAAAAAGUCGUGAAAGGGAUCGUCAGAGACAGCUGCGGAAAUGGCAGAAGCAGUUUGGAAAAAGGUUGCAGGAAAAUAAGCAGAAGGCACCUGUUAAAAACCGAGAUGCUUCAGUGCAGGUGCGUGAAACCUGGCAAGUAGUUGAAGACAUGGACUUCCCUAGACUUAGCAAACUCAGUUUACCUGGAAUUGAACCACCUGAAGACUUGUUGCUCUGUGGUAAAAUGGAGUUUUAUGACAAGUCUUAUGAUCGUGUGACUACCAAAAAUGAGCGGCCUUUGAAACGAAUCAAUCGUAUUUUCCAUAAAGUUACAACAACUGAUGAUCCUAUUAUCAGACAGCUUGCCAAGAAUCAGGGUAAUGUUUUUGCCACUGAUUCCAUCCUGGCCACCCUUAUGUGUAGUACUCGUUCCACCUACAGCUGGGAUAUCAUUGUGCAGCGUGUUGGGAAUAAGUUGUUCUUUGACAAGAGAGAUGAAUCUGAGUUUGACCUGUUAACUGUUAGUGAAACAGCCAAUGAACCACCCCAAGAAGAAGGUGCCAGCAGCAUUAAUUUCCCUCACAAUCUGGCCCUGGAGGCUACUUUCAUCAAUCACAACUUUUCUCAGCAAGUUCUGAAAAUGGGAGAUGAAAAGUAUGAGUUUGACAAGCCAAACCCAUUUGCCGGUGAGGAUGAUGAUAGUGUGGUUGCAUCUGUUGGCUAUCGGUACCGCAAAUAUAACCUGGGUAAUGAUAUUGAACUUAUUGUACGCUGUGAGCAUGAUGCAGUCAUGUAUGGACCGAAUGGGGAUUUACAAUUCAUUAACAUCAAGACUUUGAACGAGUGGGACGCCAGGUACAGUGGUGGUGUUGACUGGCGUAGUAAACUAGACAUCCAAAGAGGAGCAGUGUUGGCCACUGAACUGAAGAACAACAGCUGUAAAUUGUCUAAGUGGACCAUCUGUUCUUUGUUAUCUGGAAGUGAUCAAAUUAAAUUUGGGUAUGUAUCAAGAGUUCAUUAUAGAGAUUCUGCCAACCAUGUUAUUUUGGGGACACAGCAAUUUAAGCCAACUGAAUUUGCUAACCAGAUUAACCUGAGCAUGGAUAAUGCUUGGGGUAUUUUACGUUGCAUCAUUGAUACUUGCAUGAAAUUGAAGGAGGGAAAAUAUCUUAUUAUGAAGGACCCUAAUAAGUCGGUGAUUCGUAUCUAUGAUAUUCCUGACAACACUUUUGAAACUGAUGAUGAAGAGGAAGAGGAGGAUGAUGAUGAAGAAGAAGAAGAGGAGGAUGAACCUGAAGCAUAAAAAGACUUGUUUGCUAGGAUCAGCACCAAACGAAGUCUCUUUUUAAUCUGAUAAUUGGCUUUAUGAUGAUUAUAAUAAUAAAGCUGAUGUCAUCAAAGUA